This is a messenger RNA of Epithele typhae, 1686 nucleotides long. RefSeq lists its product as uncharacterized. NCBI's taxonomy places the organism in Eukaryota, Fungi, Basidiomycota, Agaricomycetes, Polyporales, Epitheliaceae. The record is from RefSeq and is a predicted model, not a curated record. The coding region runs from base 1 to 1686 and encodes 561 amino acids. The transcript has 4 exons.
AUGCGUUCUGAGCCACUCAUUCGACCCGCAACGGCUUCGCUGCUGGACCUCCGCGCAAAGUUGGCGGAGAAACCGCCGUUCUGUAGCGGCAUCUUCGCUCUACCUCCGGAGCAGCUGCAACUCUACUACGGGCAAGACGACCCAAAGUUCGUCAACUUCGCCACAGCCGUCGACGAGCCGGAGACAGUGGCGGAGCUAGCCGCCGCGUGCCAACCUGCCAAGUUCGGUAGGAACAACGAGACGGUGCUGGACGAAACUUAUCGCAAGGCUGGGAAGAUGGACAAGGAAGACUUCCUCAUGCGGUUUGACGCGACCGAGUCUGGCCUUCUGCGCGUCGUCCACGCCACCCUCCUCGCAAGCGUGAAGGAGCUGACUAGCAUUCGCGCUGAGCUGUACAAGCUCAAUGUCUACGGCGAAGGAGAAUUCUUCAAGGCGCACGCGGACACCCCCUUGGGAACCAACAUGGUCGGUUCCCUCGUCCUCUGCUUCCCCACCGCGCAUGAAGGCGGCGCCCUCUUCCUCCGCCACGGUGGCAAGGAGUGGACGUUCGACGCCAACGCGCUCCUCGACGGCCGCACCGAUGCCCUCGCGUAUGUCGCCUUCUUCAGCGACGUCGAGCACGAGGUCGCCCCUGUCCUCUCCGGCCACCGCGUCACCCCUCAAGGCGUCACCGUCGACGCACCCGUCCUCGCGAACCCGAACGCCAUCGCGGACUCCUUCGACGCCCUCCUCGCCGACCGCACCUUCAUGCCCAACGGCGGUAUCAUCGGCUUUGGCCUGCGCCACAAGUACCCAUUCCCGCGCGCCUGGAAGGCAGUCAAAGGCGCGCCCGAUCCCCUCGAGUCUCUCCGCGGGUGGCUGAAGGGCGGUGACGCUGCGCUCAAGCUCGCGGUCGAGGGCGUUGGGCUUGAGCCGCGGCUGCGCUACGUCGUCUUCGGGAGCGAGCGCAAGAUCCUCCUGCAGAAGAUGGUCGUAACCCCGACCGAAGGCGUGGAGGAGGAGUCGCUUGAAGAGCAGCUCAUGUGGCGGCAAAACGGCGGGAAGCUCAUCAAGGACGCCUUCUUCGGGGCCGCUCCCCGCCCCGCGCCCAAAUGCCCGCCCGGCGAGGAUGGUUUCUACGGCGGCGGCUACGUGGACGGAUACUACGGCGACGACGGCGAAGAGGACGACGAGGACGAGGACGGGGAAGGGCGACGGAGCGUCGAGAUCAACUGGAUCACGCCAACGGAGGCGUGGAACGGGACGAGCGCUGCGUUCCUCGCGUACGGCAACCAGGCGAGCCUCGACUACUGGUACGCGUCCGUCUGCAUCCUCGUCAAGAUCGGGCCUGCGGGCGACCGUGGCGUGCGCCCACGCGCGGUGGUCGAGCGGCCGCCGAAGCCCGUUCGGCCGGUGCAAGCGAAGGCGAGCAAGGCCAAGGCCGGGGCCGCUCAGCCGGCCGCAGGCUCGAGCCGCUCUCCCUCUGACGAGUCGAGCGGCGCGGACGAGGGCGCGGCGUCUGCGCCCGCGAAGGGCAAGGCGAGGGCGAAGGCGACGAAGGCGAAGGCGAAGGCGUCGCCCGCGCAGCCUGCGAAGGAGCGACCCGCAAAGGCGGCGAAGACGAAGGCGCAGCCUGCUGAGCCUGCUGAGGGGGCGGAGCCGGAGCGACGGAGCACGCGGGAACGGCGCGCGGUCCAGCGCGGAUAG